ACGACGACUCCUUAUGGCGAGGCGCCAAACGCUUCUACAGCAAUGACAGUGCCUCCUGUGAGCGGGUAUGUAGUCUCACCCCUGCAGAAUGGGUUAUUGCCCAAUCAAAACGCAAACUUCUUAGCAAACGAGGGUCAAACAACGAGAUGUAUCCACCCACAGACAAGAAAUGACAAUAACGCCCUAAACGAAAUAUAUCAACCAACUUAUCCAGUUGCACAGGAGAAUCAAGCUGCUUUAGGAGAGGGAUAUCAAGCUGAAAAUACUCUGUUCAUCAGUAAUCAGACAUCCGACGACGACUCGUUAACAGACAGCACAGAACGGAACCGGGACAGAGCUGUCGGCAUAUCCUCCAGCAGAAGGCACAAGGUUAAGGCCGUCUCAAGUAUGCGAGUGUUUGUCACCGGUGGCAGCUGUGCGGACGAGAUGAAGAGGAUUAAACUCGACCUGAGGUGGAUAGAGCAGUUGGGCGUGUCGGUGGACUGGGAUGAUGGCGAUAUCCUGGAAGUUGGCACAGGAAAAUGGAUAAAGAUAUUUAAUUCGCAGGCGAAUCUGGUGCUGAUUGGAGUAACUAAGAGUUACGUCACGAACGUAAAGAACAGAGACUGGCUACCGAGGGCGGCGAAGAUCAACGAGGUGGUUCAGAACGAACGGUUACAUUUUGAAGGGAACAACAAACGAUUUAUGAAUAUUGUGUUCACACAGACAGGUCUCAAGAAAAGUGAGCUUCGUAGCGAACUCAAAUUUGCCAUUUAUUGUUUUCCUGGUAGUAAGGGUGAAUUGGAAACAAGUCUCAGAAAAAAGUUAAGAUAGCUUCCAUGUUGAUCUGGAUAGAGUGAUUGCCUUUAACAGCGUGAACUGAUGAUGACGUCACGUGUGGAUACAUAUAUAGCAAAGCCUGUGAUAUAGUGUGUACUGUGGUAUAGUGUAUAAAGAUUAUAUAAUCCUGUGAAAGAUAAGUAGAAAUCAAAAGAUAUACAAAUGAAACAACUGAAAUGAUUGGAUAUAAAGGACGACAUGACUAGCACGUAUUUCCAUUGACUCUGCCAUAAUAUGUCAAACCUUGAUGUUACUAUAACGUCAUGUAAGAUGAAGCUCAGACCUAGAUAUCACGAACUAGCGGUCUCAGAUUUACGCCUUAGGUUUGAGACUUAUUCUUAACGUGUGGUAUCGUUCCUGAACUCAGAUUUGAACUUAAAUUGUAAAAUCACAAGACUGACAACUCCAAAGGUAAGUCACAGUUUUUACCUCUUUUGAAGUUAAGACAAAGUUUGACAUAAGUCUAUGGAACAGCUUGGCGGCCCUGAAACCAGGAAUUGCAUCAUUGAUCAGCCUCUGGUUAGUUGCAUCUGACAUGUGAUAAGUAGCCAUCCACGUCUUGUAUACACGUCAAGAAUAUUUCAUAUUGCUUAAAUCUCAUAAGCCAAAUAUUCAGAUUGAUUUUUUGAGAAAAUUAUUUUUAUAUAUUUUGUCUUUUGUCAACAUUUUGAUUGUAAUUUGAUGUUCAAUGUGUUUUAUACGAAUACAUUCACUACAGCUGGUGCUAUGUAUUUGGCAGGAUUCGGCUUUCUACUAUUCAUGAACUAUUCAUGAAUUAUUCAUGAACUAUUCAUGAACCUUGUACAUCCUCUUGUCGUCAUGUUACAAUGCUGUACAUAUAAUUCCUCUCUGAUAGAUUUAACGGCUUGAAUUGUUAAUUUUUGUGAAUAACUUUGUAGACUGGGCGUACAUUGCUAUAGAGUAGACAAAGAGGUUUUGUUCUUCUGACAUUUGUAAUGCUGUGAAGUAUUGUUCUUAUAAUAUUCAUUACCCUUCCUUGUUAUUGCUAGUUAUCAACCCCAUAGGUGUUUAUUUGUGUCAAUAUGGAGGACCGGGUCAUGAAAUGGAUCCAGAAACAUUGAACAAUUCCUUACCGGUGAAAUUGUCUGUUUUUCUUUAGUGACGGAAUUUGCACAUUUAGCAAUGACCGAGAUCUGCACUCUCCGAUGCCCUCCAGUCUCUCUUUUUUUAAAUCUCAGUUCCAAGUUUUAGCACCACCAGUUCGACCUCUUCCGCCGAGAACCAGUAAUCAAUGCCAUCUUGACAUGACUGUUUUCACACUGUAGGACAAGUUUUAGCAAUUCUACAGUAUUUUGAAACUCUAUUAAAAACGCACAUUCUUAUGGCCUAAAACGAACAAAACCAUUAUUUUUAUGUUU
This is a messenger RNA of Liolophura sinensis, 2198 nucleotides long. RefSeq lists its product as uncharacterized. The transcript is spliced from 3 exons. The coding region runs from base 43 to 813 and encodes 256 amino acids. Lineage: Eukaryota; Metazoa; Mollusca; Polyplacophora; Chitonida; Chitonidae. The record is from RefSeq and is a predicted model, not a curated record.